Molecule: messenger RNA, 2073 nt
Organism: Adineta steineri
Lineage: Eukaryota; Metazoa; Rotifera; Eurotatoria; Adinetida; Adinetidae
Source: the annotation of a GenBank genome assembly
AUGCUGAUACAAAAACCAUUUCGUAUUUGUGUACCACAAUCUCGUUUUCUUUCUGAAUUAACAUGGAUUGAAAAAGAUAGAGAAAAAGAAUUAUUACCAUCAGGUAUGGUAGAAGUUCGUGUUCAUUGUGUUGGUAUUAAUUUUCGUAAUGUACUCAAAUCACGUGGUCUUUAUCCAUAUACACGUACUUUUGCACAAUCUGAUGAAAAUCAACCAAAACUUGAUCGAGAUACAGAACCAGGUUCAGAUUUUGUUGGUACUAUUAUACGUGCAUGUCCUACAACUAAUUAUCAGGUUGGUGAUCAUGCUGUAGGUAAUACUAGUCUUGGUACAUAUCAUUCUCAUAUUAUGAUUAAUUCACAACUUAUAAUACGUAUUCCAUCUGGUUUUCCUCGUACUGAUGAACAAUUGUGUGGUUUACCAUGUCCCCUUUUAACAGUUAUAUAUUCUCUUAAAUAUCGUGUUCAUUUACAAUCUAAUCAAACUGUUCUUAUUCAUGCUGCAACAGGUGCUGCAGGUCAAAUGUGUAUUCAAUAUUGUCAAUAUAUUGGUGCUCGUGUUAUUGCUACAGCUGAAACUGAAGAAAAACGACGUUUUCUUCGCGAAUAUUAUGGUAUUGAACAUAUAUUUAAUAGUCGAGAUGUUUCUUUUGUUAAUCAAAUACGUCAAAUUCUUCCACAAGAUGUUGAUAUUAUUAUUAAUUCAUUAUCAGGCGAUUUACUGAAAGAAUCAAUUAAAUUAUUAGCAUAUCAUGGUCAUUUUGUUGAAUGUGAAGCAAUUGAUUUAUCUAUUCAACGUAAAUUACGUGCUGUUGAACCAACAGUAGCUUAUGAACCAUCUCAGGUAAUAAAAGCACUAUCAAGAUGUAAUAGUGGUCACGUUAUGGUUGUAAGUGAUAAUAAAAUGUUUUCAUCAGAAGUUUAUAUUCAAGGAACAAUUUUAAUAUUUGGUGGUUUUGGUUUAACAAUGUCUCGAUGGAUGAUUAAACAACGAGGUGUUAAACAUAUUGUUCUUAUGAGUCGUCGAACAUUAGUUGAACUUGAACAACCUUCAAAUCCACAACAUGAUGAUUGGUUAAGAUUAAAACAAACAACAAACGAAUAUAAUGGUGAUGUUGUUCAAGUAGAUGUAUCAAAUUUUCAACAAGUUUAUAGUUUAAUUGAAAAAUUUAAUAAAACUUCUUAUCCUAUUCGUGAUAUUAUUCAUAGUGCUGUUGCUGUAGAAGAUCGCACUUUAAAUAAUUUAACACAAGAACAUUUAUCACUUGUUUUACCACCAAAAGUUCGUGGUGCAUGGUAUCUUCAUCAAGCUACACAACUUCUUCAUGCACCUAUUCAUUUUUUUAUUAUGUUUUCAUCCAUUCGAAAUCAUUUACUUGAAGUUGCAUCUGCUGGUUAUAAUGCUGGAAAUCAAUUUCUUGAUGCACUUGCUCAUUAUCGUUUUGAAAAACUUAAUUUACCAGCACUGUCAAUUAGUUUACCAGCUGUAAGUGGUGCUGGAAUGUUUCAUCGUCAUAAAGAAAUGCUCAGUACUUUGAAAGAGACACAAGGUUUUGAAUUAAUGCCAACAGUAACUGUAUUCGAAUUAAUUGAAUGUUUUCAUCAAACUCAAAAGAUUUGUCCAUGUCCUGUUAUUUUUGCUGUUAAUUGGCAAACAUUACAUCGAAAUUAUCCAUCAUUAGCUACAUCUUAUCUAAGAAAAAUAGUUGAUCAACGUUAUAAAGAGAUGAAAUUUGAUCAAAUAUCAUUGACAUCAUCAGAAAAAAGUAACUCAGCUGUGUCUAGUAUGAAUAAAAAAGAAGCUAUUAUUGAACGAAUUCAGUCAGCUGUUGCACGAUUAUUAGGUGCAGCUAGUGUUGAUCGUAUAGUUAUUGAUCAGUCACUUGUUAGCCAAGGUCAAGAAACUGGUGUUUAUAUACCAUUAGUUGAUCUUCUUCAAGGACUUUCAAUUGAAACAAUUGGAACACUUGUUUAUAAUAAACUUAAUGAAAAAGAACAAACAACAUCAUCAUCAGCUACAAAAGAAUAUGAUUCAGAUUUUGAUUUAAUUAAUGAAAAUGAAGUUCAAUUAUAA